Staurois parvus is the source of this 337-nucleotide messenger RNA. NCBI's taxonomy places the organism in Eukaryota, Metazoa, Chordata, Amphibia, Anura, Ranidae. The record is from the annotation of a GenBank genome assembly.
UGAUUUUGCAUUUCAGGGAAGGAGGACUGUUCUGUUUACUAACAAUUCUCCUCCCUGUCAGCUCGGGCACACUGCUUUGGAUGGCUGUGCACAGCACAGCCAUCCAAAGCAGUGUGCUUACAGUGAAGCACACUGACACGGCCCCCUAUGUAAAAUACUCCCAGCACACAGUUAACCCUUUGAUCGCCCUAAUGUUAACCCCUUCCUGCCCAGUGCCAUUAGUACAGUGUCAGUGUUUUUUUUAGCACUGAUCACUGUAUUGGUGUCACUGGGGAUGUCAGUGACACCAAGUCAGUUCCCCCCAGUUGUCAGAAUGUCUGCCGCAGUACCACCAUAA